ACCGACAGUUGUAUUAUCGAUAACAGGCCGUGUGGUUGUAUUUCGUGUUUUGCAUUUCAAAGAGCAAAAUUGCACAAUAAUUUAAUUUAAGUGCAACCAAAAACCUUUAACAAGAUAAUGGCUGCUCAGUUCUUUAAUCGCAUUGGCCAAAUGGGCCUCGGAGUGGCCGUUUUGGGUGGCGUUGUCAAUUCGGCAUUAUAUAAUGUGGAAGGCGGCCACCGGGCGGUCAUCUUCGAUCGCUUCACCGGCAUCAAGGAGAACGUGGUCGGCGAGGGUACCCACUUCUUCAUCCCAUGGGUGCAGCGGCCCAUCAUCUUCGACAUCCGGUCCCAGCCCCGCAACGUUCCUGUGAUAACGGGCAGCAAGGAUCUGCAGAAUGUCAACAUCACGCUCCGAAUCCUGUACCGCCCCAUUCCAGACCAGCUGCCCAAGAUCUACACCAUUCUCGGCCAGGACUACGACGAGCGUGUCCUGCCCUCCAUCGCGCCUGAGGUGCUGAAGGCUGUGGUCGCCCAGUUCGACGCCGGCGAGCUGAUCACCCAGCGUGAGAUGGUGUCGCAGCGCGUUUCCCAGGAACUGACUGUACGUGCCAAGCAGUUCGGCUUUAUUCUGGAUGACAUCUCGCUCACGCACUUGACCUUCGGUCGGGAGUUCACGCUGGCCGUCGAGAUGAAGCAGGUGGCCCAGCAGGAGGCGGAGAAGGCGCGUUUUGUCGUGGAGAAGGCCGAGCAACAGAAGCUGGCGUCCAUCAUUUCGGCGGAGGGUGAUGCCGAAGCCGCUGGCCUGUUGGCCAAGUCAUUCGGCGAGGCCGGAGACGGUCUGGUGGAGCUGCGACGUAUUGAGGCCGCCGAGGAUAUCGCCUACCAGCUAUCCCGGUCCCGUGGUGUCGCCUACUUGCCCAGCGGACAGAGCACGCUGCUCAAUCUGCCAUCGACCAUCGCGCAGUAGCUGGGUGCAUCUAGUUCCGUUAAGUUGUAACUACCUAUAGCAUUUACUAAGUACUUUUCGAUUUUGUUUCUGCUGAAAUAUGCACUACUCUAAAGCGUUCGCGCCCGACUGACUGGAGAAUACUAAGCGAAACAACCAAAAUUUGUCUCAUGUAAUCGGUUUUUCCAUUAUCUUCCCGAUCGGGUUCGAAAUCCGGUCGCAGUGUGCGCUCCGAAUGCGGCUCAACUUUUGUUGUUUCCGUUUGAGUCGUUCGUGUGCGCGUCCUGCUGAAUUGGUCCUUAAGAUCGGCACCGGGCUUAAAACAACUCCAGUAAUUGAAAGAAACACAGACCGUAAGAAAAUUUCAUUAUGUGAACAAACAAUAAAUGAUAAUCCCUACAUGAGUGGGCUUUUAAAUUGAGUGUGGUUAUGGUUAUGCAGGAAAUGUUAUUUAAUUUAUGAACUUUUACUUUCUUUUUACUUUACUUUUACUUUCCCAAUUAAUUACAGAUCGAUCCUAAAACGAAUCUAAUCACUUGCCCAUAUCAUAUAGAUUUAGACAAAAUACGUGACCUAUUGAAGCUCAGCGAUGUGAUGUGUACACCAAACACCCGCUCGCUUAUCUCGGCCCUUGUUUACCCCAUAUGAUGCCUGUUUAUGCAAUCCCCCUCUCAAAGGCGCCAUUCGACCCCUAUAAGCGGAGAAUACUUUCGCAUUCAUUCGCAACUCAAGAUGGUCAUAAAUCAAAUUGUAGUAUUCUUCGCCUCAAUCGACCCGAACUCCAGCCACCCGUAAAGCAGCAUAAUGUGGGUGGGUAGUUGGGCGACUGGUGGCUGGUGGCUGUUGGCUGGCGUGUGGGUGGAGCACCCAGCGCAUUAAAAUCGAAAGCAGAGCCGUUGGCAUGGCGUAUAAAUCUGUUGAUUCAGCCAAGUGAUUUGCCAAAGUGGCUUCGUUGAAAUGUCAGGCACACGCACUUUGCUCGCACUCAGCAACAGUUGGACCACCCGCAGGAUUCUCAGCAGCCCUACACUGAAAGAAAUUAUUUUCUUUUGUCGUAGGCUAAAAGUGUUUACUUGAUUCUUUUAAAUAGUAAUU
Messenger RNA from Drosophila melanogaster (fruit fly), 2022 nucleotides. It is a transcript of the gene Phb1, whose product is annotated as prohibitin 1. Bases 118 to 948 code for a protein of 276 amino acids. Gene Ontology annotation, cellular component: membrane; mitochondrial inner membrane; mitochondrion. The record is from RefSeq and is marked reviewed. Lineage: Eukaryota; Metazoa; Arthropoda; Insecta; Diptera; Drosophilidae. The transcript is spliced from 3 exons.